ACAUGUAACGCGACAAUGCAACUUAUAUUAGUAAUUUUGAUAAUUUAUCACAUUCUGCUGAGCACUUGUAAUUUAUCUCAGCAUGAAAGAAAGUUUCUAUAUUUUGCAUACGGCAGUAAUCUCUUGGAUAGAAGAAUGCGAAUAAAUUCGCCAUCUGCUGUUUUUAUAAUGCCUGCAAAAUUACCGCAUUACAGAUUAGAUUUUGAUAAAUAUUCGGCUAAUUGGCGUGGAGCAGUUGCCACAAUCGCUGAAGAUUUUCAAAGUGAUGUGUGGGGAGCUAUUUGGGCAGUUGAUAAUAGAGAGAUUGCAGCUUUAGAUGGACAAGAAGGUGUGCAUCGAGGUCUAUAUUAUCCAAAGUAUGUAAAAGUUCUCACUCCCGAGGGUCACGAAGUAAGCGCUCGCACGUAUCAGCUAAUAAACAACCCUCCAAUGGUUUCUUCAGAAAACUUACCUCCUGAGAGGCGACCUAGCAACACAUACUUACAGGUUAUAGCAUUAGGUGCAUAUCAAUGCGGUAUUCCUGCUCACUACAUAGGAUACCUUUAUACAUUUCCCACAAAUGGACAAAUUUCAGUUGUAAGUUUACGAAAACAGCUUGGUUAUCCGUUUAAUACGACAACCGUACAAAAUAUGAAAUAAAGUUAAU
Messenger RNA from Zerene cesonia (dogface butterfly), 646 nucleotides. RefSeq names its product gamma-glutamylcyclotransferase-like. The record is from RefSeq and is a predicted model, not a curated record. The transcript is spliced from 4 exons. Lineage: Eukaryota; Metazoa; Arthropoda; Insecta; Lepidoptera; Pieridae. Bases 16 to 639 code for a protein of 207 amino acids. Gene Ontology annotation, molecular function: gamma-glutamylcyclotransferase activity.